Messenger RNA from Leptopilina heterotoma, 11628 nucleotides. It is a transcript of the gene nonC, whose product is annotated as serine/threonine-protein kinase SMG1. The coding region runs from base 309 to 10883 and encodes 3524 amino acids. Gene Ontology annotation, biological process: phosphorylation; negative regulation of macroautophagy; TOR signaling. The transcript is spliced from 16 exons. The record is from RefSeq and is a predicted model, not a curated record. Lineage: Eukaryota; Metazoa; Arthropoda; Insecta; Hymenoptera; Figitidae. Gene Ontology annotation, molecular function: protein binding; protein serine/threonine kinase activity. Gene Ontology annotation, cellular component: TORC2 complex; TORC1 complex; nucleus.
ACAAUUUUUUCGAUAAAUUCAUAUUUUAUUCCAAGUUAUAUACUUCUGAUUGAUAAAUUAGAGUGCGACUGUGGGACACCCAGUAUCUGUAUAUGUAUAAUGUAUAUAGUUUGUUUGAGCGGUUUGAGCUAAGCAGUCAAGUUAGUAAAGUUGACGAAAAUUUGAGAAAUAUUGUUAUUUAAACAUCCUCAUAAGUGUUAAAUAUUCAUGUUUCAAGUCGAUUUCCUUGGUAAUUGAAUUUCGUCACUGGAGAAUUGGAGGUCCACAUUGAAAGUGCGGGUCAUGCCGACCACUGGUAGAGUAAUGUAAUGAAUAGCUGUGGGAACUCAAAUAUUGGCACUAAGCUACGAGGAUCAAAGAUCUCGGAAAACCAACAAGAUUCUGUUGAAAGCAAGCAAGAAGAAAAGUUGGAGAAAGACGACGAUAUUUUAACUGGACAUAGUUUAAACGAUUAUAAUAUACCAAGAGCAACGCUCGUAAUUUGCCAACGCAACUCAAACAAUUCAUCCAGUGAUCACACUUUCUCGAGGUUUAAACCGAGAACUGGAGGUGGAGCACGAAAUGAAUUUCGAAUGGCUCGUGGAGGAGGAAGCGGUGAACGUGGCAGAGGCGGCACGAGAGGACGAGCUUUUAAGAAAACACCAGUCGGUGAUAGAGACUCAAAUGCAGAGUCUAGCUAUCACCCCCCAUCUAGAUCCAAGUUUCAAGAAUCGUUGAAAAAUCACGAAAAUUCACAAACCAAGUACUACGAUGAUAAACGAAUAAAUGAGGACUCCAGAAUAUCAAAGUUGUUGAGACGCUUGUGUCGCGAGGACGAUGUUGAUCACUUUUUAGGACUUUGUAAACAAUUGCAAGAGGGUAUAUUGGCUCCAGAAAAUCAGAGAUACAUUCGGAGGAAUUUGGAUCUUAUUUGUGAGACUUUACUCGAUUCUUUGCAUUCAGGACCGGGAAUUAAAGCAAAACAUGAAAUUGUCAAGUGUUUGGGACGCGUUGGUUACGUUGUAGAUCAAGAUUUCAAGAGGUACAUGGAAUGGAUGUUCAACAAGUAUUCACAGGAACGAAAAGAUGAGGUGAAAUGUCUAUUAAUAAAGUCUUUUGGCGAAACAUUAAAAUUAGACGCCGAGGCACCAAAAUUAAAAGAAUUUUCAGUGUCGAUAAUGUUUCAUCUACAAUCACUACUUGAAAAUGUAGAAAGACCGGAUUUACUGACAACGACUGUUGACGCAAUGCUACUUAUAAUAGACCUUUAUCCGGAAACAUUUACUGGUCAUUUCCGUGAUACAGUUGACAUUCUCGUCGGCUGGCAUAUUGACUUAACGCAGCAGAAGCCAAUUGUUGCCUAUGCGAGCCGUAGUUUACAAAAAAUGCGCAAUUUUUGGUUGGCCGAUUUACAAUUCACUUUAACAUUACUGGGUCAAUUUUUAGAAGAUAUGGAAAGUUAUGACGAGGAAUUAUCAUUACCGGGUUCUGGCCGCAGUUCACCUGACGAUGAAAGUGUUCCCUGCAUGAAAGAAUGCAUUCUCAAAAUUACUUCACUUAUUUCCGUUUUUAAUACCGUGACUAAAAGUAUUUUAGAUCAUUUAAAUCCAAAUCUCAAUCCCGCUGUUCAAUGGUCCUUUUUAAAUGAUUGUCUCUCGAAAAUGUUACGAAUUGUCGUGAAAGCUAUUCAAGUCGAUACAAAUAAUAUUCUUCUAUCGAAUGAUUUAGAAAUUUCAGAGGAUAAUACCGAAACUUUGAUUAAAUGUAUGAGAAGUAUGAAUCUUUCUCAAAAGAAUAUUGCAACAGUGUUGAAUAAUUUGAAUAAAGAUGAAAUGAAUGAAGAAAAUCUUGUUCAACUCAUCAAAUCAAAUUUUAAAACAAAUGACAACAAGUCUGCUUCUGAUAAUUGUAUAAUACCAAAAGAAAACGAAGAAUCUUUAUUGAGUAUAUUGAAAACUUUGGAUUUAGCAUCGAGAAAAAAUGUUGAUCUAGAAGAAAAAGAGGAAUUAAUUGUCGUUGCGAAUGAAUGUGCCUUUUUACUUUUGGGACAUCUUCAGAGUCGUGUCACAAAAAAUGAUGAUUUACUGUAUAAAUUCAUUGAUCUUCAAUUGCAAAAAGUUGAUAUAUUUUGGGAUGAUACAAUUGUUUCAACAUUGACGACAAUUUCAAAAGUUAUUAAAGAAGUAUCGGCAAAUCUUCCACUUGAAUUGGUUCAUAAAUUAUUGGGACAAAAUUCCAUUUUAUUAAAAUUACGAUUCAGUGAUACGGUUUCAAUCCAAAAUGCAAGUCUUGGUGUCUAUCAGAGUCUUUUGAGUUUGAAAAAUAUUCCACUACUUCAAGAAGCGUAUCGCUAUGUACUUGCUGAUUUAGAAAUUGCCUAUAAAUUGAUUGUAACGGAUGUGGAAAAUUUGGUUAUUGACAAUCCAUUGUCUAAUGUUUCCUAUAAGAAGAAAGACGCCGAGUUGGUAGUCAUUUUUUUACUACGAGCUUUAUCUGAUAUUGCGAAUGCAAGUAAUUCGAUAAUUGGAAUGUGGGCUUUGAAACCAAGUAUUUUAGAAUUGUUGGCCGUCAAAUUGAAACCUUACGAUCCGGUUUUAUCCACAGAAAGUCCACUUUUACAAUACAGUAUUUUGUAUCUACUUUACGCUCAUUGUUCGAGGUACAAUCAUUUUGUGCCCAGUUCAAGUCUCAUAACGGGGACAAAUUCUUGUCGUCCAAUGGAUAUUUUUCCACUGGACGUGCCAACAACAUCGCCAAACAGUGGACAUUUGUCGAUAAUAUUAAAUCUUUUGGCAAAAACAUUUAAACAACAGAAUUGUAAUCAAACGAUUGUUCUUUUGAUCGAAUGGACGCAAGAAGUUUGCUAUCAAGCAGAAAAUUAUCUCGCUAUACUGAAUAAAACGGAAGAAUUCCAAAAUAUUAUUUCCAGUCUUCUUAAGUGUGCAGCGACAACAAAUCAUGAUAUUUCAUCAGCAAUGUGCAAUAUUUUUGAAAUGUUAUUCAACGCAAAGGGUAUUUUCUGGCCGGAAUCUAUUUACGUGGAAAUAGUUGAUUUAAUCGUAUUACAUUCGACAUCUCUGGAUAAAAUUGUACGUGAAAAAUAUGGACGUUUAUUAAUGAAUGUCCCACUGAACAUUGUUAUUCCAAAAUUGAACAAGGAAACUCUUCUCCCGGAAACGAAGAGAUCCAGACAGAUUAAGAAUUAUUCCAUAGAGUCGUUGACACUAGCCCAAAGGAUACACAUGCGUAGUAACAAUGGUGAGAUGCAGGCUCAAUAUUUCAAGACUUACAUGGCAUUCUUGCUCCAGGAAUAUUAUUUCGAUGCAUCAAGUUUGACUGAAAUUUUUACAUUGUGCUGGCCAACUGUAUCUGAGAAUGAGACUGUUGCGAAAAUUUUUGAGAUAGCAUUAGCGAAUUGUUCGUUUUUGUUCUUUUGGGGUGGUUUUGAAGCCGCCCAGCACUGUAUUGUCAAUAAAUUGCGUACACCUCUCGGCAAACCGCAGGAAACUUUUACAACUAUUGAAUGCGCUCUGAAGACAUUAGCCAGAGAAAUAUCCUACAAUACAGAAGUGAAAAAGCGCAAUAAACAAGAAUCACUCAAUAAACAACACACUCUCGAGCACACGCGUGUACGAUUGCUUGUUGAAUUUCUGGAACAUCUCGAGAGAGCGAUUCACAAUGCAGCCGAUGGUUGUGCGAUGGCGUUGUUACCACUUUCGAAACCAGUUCGUACAUUUUUCCACACAAAUCGACAAACUUGUCGCGAAUGGUUGAAUCGAAUUCGUCUCGCACUUUGUGUCGUUUCACUUCACUCGGGUUUAGCGACAAAUGCACUGCGCAAUGGUCAGCGACUACUGGAUGAUUUGAGCAGGACCGACAAUACACAGGGAGCAGAAUUUGAGAGAGCCGCUCUGUGCAUUGCUCAAGCAAUGGUGAAGCUCGGCGAGGCGGAAGCACUUCAAGGAUUGUACGUUUACACCAAGGAGAGGGACAGAAAGUUCCCGUGGUUGAAGCCGGCUAUUGAGGAGGCUUCCGGGCGCCAUGAGAUCGCUGCCGAGAAUUACAAACUGUUACUCGAAGAGCAAAAAGAGGGAAAUAAAGUGGACACUGACGGGCAGUUUGUGGCUUUUUGUUCGCAACAGUUGGUCAAUUGUUAUCGCUCAGUCAGCGAUUGGACUCAGCUUGAGAGCUGGAAGCAACGAGAGGCGAAUCAGGACAAUGGAAAGCAAAUAAUGGAGAAUAUCGUUUCACAGCAGGCAAAGUGUUUCAAAAAAUUCCAAGACGGCGAGACAAUUGUUCUCGAAGAACUCACAAAUUGGUCACUACUGGAUGAGGAAGCGAAGACAAAUUGGAGUUGCGUUAAAACAAUGACCGAGUGCUCCAAUACGUUAACAAAUAUCGCUCUCCGCAUCAGCGUCGAUGACAAGCGUGACACAUUUGUGCAGGAUAUUGAGAAAUGCCAAAGUUUCGCCGCCAAAACAAUGGAAGAAGGUCUUCGUAACGUGCCCUCGGAGUAUCUCACCGAUUCCAUUCUAAUGCAGUAUUCGUCAUCGGGUCUAAUUAAUCACUUAUCGGGGGAGAAGUCAGACAUUUUCCAACUCUCGCAAGCUGAUAAAAUCAAUCAUCUCAAUACUUGCACGCUGACCCAAAUUCUCUGGUGGUCGGACUACUUCGCCAGGAUUAACAAUCCCGAGUCUAUGGAGGAAGUCGCUAGUUUACGUUUACACGUAAUUCGAAGUGCCCGCAAGGAAGGAAACUAUAAUCUCGCCAAGCGUGAGAUUGUUCGCUAUUUCAGAAACGAGGACAAUUUAUUUCCCAACAAAGAUAUGGAAAAGUGUCUCUUCGCCGAUAUUGUGACGAAUGCCCUGACAAAUCCAGUUCAUGUUAAGUGGACCAAGAAUAACAUGCGCGCUUUUCGUGAAAUGUCAAAAUUGUUAUACUGUAUGGAGAGUACCGAAGAUGCGCUGAAAAUUUGCAGCGUCACCGCCCUUGGAAUAUCGCAAGCAAUCGUCAAUGGCGAACAGUCGACGGAACUGCGUGAGACUGGAACAAAGUUGUUAAUGACACUCGGUAAAUGGAUCCAACAGGACACGAAAGUGAGUGAAAAUUCACAACUAGAGGAGCUGCUGAGUUUCGAAUCAGUGCACAACGACGGAUUAAUGGAUAAAUUGUUCGGAAAGACCACAGAAUUAAUACCCGCUUCGGAUAUGAUAAUUGGCAAACUAAUGCAACUUGGCUUGAAUCAGUGUCCUGAUUUACCGCUCGCUUGGUGUAAUUUUGCAGCCUGGUGCUACAAGUGGGGCAAAAAGAUGGUGGACAAUUCGAAUUCGGGUCAGUUGACGGAGACCGAUAAAAUGAGUAUUAGAUCUCUAUUGCCGGUGGAAAUAUGCGAAAACGAUCUCACGGCAGUUUUCUCAAUACUGAGUCAAAACAAAGCAAUUCCCGAAGAUGAGGGCGACAUUGACAUGAAUGUGAUAAAUACUUCGGAGAUGAUUGAAAAUCAACUGAGAAAUGUGCCUGCAUUGUGUCACGCAAACAGUGAACAUCUUUCAAUGUUGGUGGAAAUAUGGCGACAGGCGCAAAAUCGUAUUUACUCUUACUAUGAACUGUCGGCAAAUGCUUACUUCAAAUUUUUACAAUUGGCAAAGAAAGACACGAACGAUUGUGCAACAAUAACGGCAACAUUGCGCUUAUUGCGAUUGAUUGUAAAGCACGCUUUGGAAUUACAAAAUGUACUCGAGUCGGGCUUGUCGACAACUCCGACUGCACCGUGGAAGGAAAUAAUACCGCAACUCUUCUCAAGAUUGAGUCACCCGGAGGCUUAUGUUCGUACCCGCGUUUCCGAAUUGCUGUGUCGCGUCGUUGAAAACUCACCUCAUUUAAUAACGUUUCCGGCUGUCGUUGGCGCCGUUUCGAGUCAGAAGAGAAAUUUCUAUGACGAUUCCGAGAAUGAGCAGUACUCCGAGGAGGAGAACGAUGACGUGAAUCAAACAUUCAUGGACAAUUGCUUCCUACAACUUGCCGAUUGUCUUUCGAAUAGAAUACAAGACUCAGUGGUACAAGUGAAAAUACUCGUGAGAGAAUUACGAAGAAUUACAUUGCUGUGGGACGAAUUGUGGCUGGCGACACUAUUUCAACACCAUUCGGAAACUUCCAAAAGAUUCGAACAAUUGGAAUUGGAAGUGCAACGUGUACAGGACAAUAUUUGGCUCGCGCCUGACGAUAAGGAGAAAUUAAUAGCUGAGAAGCAUAGAAUUAUUCUACGACCAAUUAUUUUUAUUUUAGAAAACCUCUUGUCAAUGACGUCAGUGACGGCAGAAACACCACACGAAAAAAUGUUUCAAGAGAAAUUUGUCCCGAGCAUUGAGAAAGUUAUCCAUAAAAUGAAGAAUCCAAAAAAUCCCUCAAAGCCACAAAUGGUUGCAUUGCCUCUGAAGCAACUUGAGAGCAAAUUGGCGCAAAGGGUGCACAAGAGAGGCGCUCAUUCUCUAUUAAUGACGGACAUUAGUCCAACGCUUGCUAAUUUGAAAGAUACAUGCAUUGCCAUGCCUGGCGUUAACAUGGUUAAUAAUAAAAUAGUGACAAUUCGAUCUGUUGACAAUAAUGUGCAAAUUUUACCAACUAAAACAAAACCAAAGAAACUUGUCUUUCACGGAUCCGAUGGCCAUGUUUACACUUAUUUAUUCAAAGGACUUGAGGAUCUUCACCUUGAUGAGAGAAUUAUGCAAUUUCUCAGUAUAUGUAAUACUAUGAUGUCGAAAAACAGUGAUACGAAAAAAGUCUACAGAGCGAGACAUUAUUCUGUCAUCCCCUUGGGUCCACGUUCCGGUUUAAUUCAAUGGGUCGACGGUGUCACUCCCCUCUUCGCUCUAUAUAAACGAUGGCAGCAAAGAGAGAGUUCGAUGAUUAAUAAAGGCAGUAGCUGCACAAUUUUACGACCGUCGGAUUUGUUUUACAGUAAAUUAACGCCACUGCUAAAGGAACGGGGCAUCACGUUGGACAAUCGAAAGGAAUGGCCACUUCAGGUACUUAAACAGGUUUUAUCUGAACUGAUGUCAGAGACACCGAAAGACCUGCUUGCAAAGGAAAUCUGGUGCAACAGCAUUAAUGCAGGAAGCUGGUGGCAGGCGACAAAAAAUUAUUCCUAUUCUGUCGCUGUGAUGUCUAUUAUCGGCUACAUUAUUGGACUUGGUGACCGACAUUUGGACAAUGUCCUCGUGGAUUUAAAUACCGGCGAAGUUGUGCAUAUCGAUUACAAUGUGUGCUUCGAAAAAGGAAAAACUUUGAGAGUUCCUGAAAAAGUACCCUUCCGAAUGACUCCAAACAUCAAAACUGCUCUGGGCGUCACAGGAGUUGAGGGUAUUUUUAGAUUGGCAUGUGAACACACAUUGAGAGUGAUGCGUCGAGGCCGUGAAACUCUUUUGACUUUAUUGGAGGCUUUUGUUUACGACCCGCUGGUGGAUUGGAGGGCAGGAGCUGAUAAUAGUAUCGCUACUUAUGGCGCUUGUCAGGCAAGAGCAAGAUGCACUGGCGUUGGAAGAAAACAACUCGAAGUUGAACUUACCCGAGCAAUGUUUGCCGUCAGGACCACUGAGAUGCGCUCCGAAUGGCUCGCAAAUCGAGAGGAAUUGGUUCAAGUUUUUCCGCUUCUGUGUCAUCAUAUGAACAAUUGGAUGGAAGCAACGGAAGCGACCCAACAAUGUCAGGGUUUAUUACAGGAUCGGCAUCAACAGUUAGCGCUCGUUAAGGAAGCUCAAGCAAUGGGAAGAAAUCAUGCUCUUUACUCAGUUAUCAAACGUUACAACACUUACAAACGGACAAAAGAUGCCCUUGAAAAAGCUAAAACCGGAUUGAAAGAUAAAAUAGACGAGUGUCAAAAGCAGAUCAACAUGCACAAUAUUGCUUUGACAGCAGUGCGUGGUUCCCAAUUGGGUCAAUGGUUGACAGAAGUCGGAAAUCCUGCCAAUCAAGAAGAUCAUCUGGUUUUCGACUUGGUGAAGGAAUUUCUCCAAAAUGCCGGGCAAAGUCAAAUGAUUGUUCAGUGUGAACAGUCGGAAAAUGAACUGACACAAUUAGCAAUGCAGCAAUUAAUAAUGAUUCGCAAUUGUCUCGACCUUUUGAGUCAAUAUUCGGCAAUUUGUAAUCUUUAUCCAAUUUCGAUGAUGGCUCAACAUCGCUCAGUGGUUUAUCAUAAUUGGGCGAAUAAAUUGUUAAUCACCGGCACUGUCGAAACGUGUCAAGAAGUAAUUGGGCAAUUAGAGGGGAAUUUCGACCCAACCAGUGGCACCCAAGUUGAACAGAUUAUUACAUUUUCAUACCAAAUGCAAGCGUUUCUGAAUAAUUCGAAUGAGAGAUUCAAGAAAGCCUGUCAGCGGAUGGUGACUGAGGGUUUGCCGGAGGCUUCAGGAUCGAUCGACAAGGCAUACACGGAGUCGAGGUCACAAAUUGGGAUAUUCUUGAGAAGGGAAAAGGGAGCGGAAAAAUCAUUGGAGUGCGUGAUAAUAACUGCUUUAUGUGCUUUGAAUAAGAGAUAUCUAAUGAUGGAAGGAGCGGCAAAGUGCGCGAGUGACUGCCUAGUGGAUUUGACAUCGAGAGAUGGCGAUUGGUUCCUCGACGAAAUGAGACUAAUGUCAUCGUUGAUUGCCGAACUUGUGACAUUAAUUCCCGACAGUCAUAAAACGAACAAUGAUGUUAAAAUUCCGCUUGUACUCAAGUGUCUCAAGAAUGCUGAUUUUAUUUACAAAGGUCUGCAAGAGCUCAACUAUAAUUUCCACACUAUUAUUUUGCCCGAAGCAAUGAAGACAAUAAUAAUUGAAGAGCCGACAGUUAUGCGGAUGGUCAACGAACUCGACGAGAUUAUUGUGUCGGUAGGAGUUCCCUUAGGUGAAAUACUCGCACAACUUGAAAUGCAUUUAAGAUUUACUGUCAUGGAAAUGGAAAGUCCUCACUCGAUUGUUCAAAAUCUCGUCGCACAGAUGAGACUCCGUUUUGAGAAUCUGCUCUCAAGACCUGCUGACGCACAGGAACUGCAUCAAGACGAAACUUUAACGCCCGGACAAAUGCUACUUAUGGGUUUUAACGGCCUGUUCGAGAAGUUGCAGAUGGAAGGUAAUACACUGGUAACGGCGUUGAGUACACUCGACAUACCGCCAAGUUGGAAGAAAAUCGACCAAAUUCGGGAAGCUAAAGAAAUGGCGGCGCCUAUUUUCAAUGAAAUGGCACGUGCUGUUUUGGACGACAUAUUUCUCAUCAAACGCCUGCACACGAUUCAAGAGUUUUUCAUCAUGUGUCGGGAUACUGCUGCGGCAUUCAAGGGAGGUUUGGCGAACGUGCACGACGAUGACAGACUCAACAAACCGGUGCGAGUCUUCACUGCCGACUAUGUUUCGCGGCAAUUGCUCGGCAUGACUUCGCAAACCUUAGCGAUAGCAUUGUGCUUCCUUCUGCAGAGAAUGGGCUUGAGUGUCACCAGCGAAAUUGAACAACGAGAUGUAGGAGCUGAGAGUAAAGUUUCGUUGGAAGAACUCUGCAGAAAAUUGCUUGAUUUGUGUUUGAAGAAAAAUUUAUUCUCUUCAUCGGUUCUAACGCAAGCAAGUGCUUUGAGUAAUACACUUGAGAGCGCAUGGCGUAGAAAACAGAGUUCGAAAUUCGCCCAACAAAGUGUCGAAAUAACUAGAGCAAGUGUUCAGAGACUUCAACUCCAAUUGACAGCUCAUCAUUGGCUACAUGAGGAUAGUCUCUUACUGCGAUCCAAUCUCAAUCCUUUAAAUCGACCAACUUUUAUGCUCGAGUUGCGAAAAUCCGCAACAGCUCUCACGGCUCUACAAUCACGAGUAUGCGAGGCAAGGGAGCAACAACAAAAUCUCGUGGCGAGUGCAAUUCAACGUUUAAAAUGGGCCGCUGGAGCGAAUCCGGCCUUAACUGAAGUAAUGUCCGCAUUUGAUAACGCCGUGUUGACAUCAUGUGAAAAACUCACGCGACAGCAUAAUUUAGCAGCAAUGAUUGUAAACACCUGCAACUCCAUAUUGCAUUACGAGGCAUUGAGAACAAGAACAUCGGAGAGUGUAUCAAGUGAUGGGAAUUUCAUGAAACUGGUAAGACAUUGGGAGGAAAGUUGUAAGUUGACGAUCAACUUAACAAUAACAGUGACAAUGAUUGAAGAGAGUCUUGUUGAAUUAUUACAAUUGGAAAACACUGUCGAUGCAAAUUGGUUAAGGCAAGCAGAGAAAUUAAUUUCGGAUGCGAUUGUUGAUACGCAAAAAGAAUUGCAAGAGAAACAAGAUGCACUUGUCAAUAUACAUGAGUGCUUAAGAGAGCAAGUGGCUAAUUUACAAACUGUUCUCGCUGAACAUCAUCGACUAAUGAGCGAGGUUCGUGUUUUAUUACGAACAAUGGCGAAGCAGGAGAAUAUUGUUGGAUUGCAGGAAUUUUUAACAACCUAUCGUUCAUUCACCGAGAGUAUUUCCUCAGUUGUCAAAGAAUUGGAAUCGGAAAAUCUUGACUCAUUGCGUGCGGUUGCUGUGAAAGGUGAAUUGGAUAAUUUAGCACUGAAAAUGCCAGCCUUGUACGAGGAACUGCUUGAAUUUGCGAACGAGCAGAGGACGAUGCUUAAAGCAGUUGAUCGGGAGUCCAGGAAAGUAAAACUCAUCAGACAGGAUAGUGUGUGUCUCAGUCCCAGGAAGGGAAUUCCAUUGGUCAGAGAUCCAACCACGGGAAAAGCUGUGCAAGAGAGGAAUGCGUAUGCCUUGAACGUUUGGCGUCGCGUGAGAAUGAAGUUGGAAGGACGUGACCCGAAUUCAUCGAGAAAGUAUACAACACCUGAACAGGUUGAGUACGUGAUCCGCGAGGCUCAAAGCUCAGAGAACCUGGCCCUUCUGUACGAAGGUUGGACUCCAUGGGUCUGAGAGAGAAUGGAAAACGGCGUUCAUCGCGCUGUUGGGCUCAACUCUUAUUCCACAUGGUACUCAAUCUUGUGCCAAUAACUGCUCUUCGUUGAAAGGCAAAACAACUGUACGAUCAGGGUGAUGAACAAAAACAAAAGCCUAUUAACACCUGGGAAGAAGAGCUUCUAUAAAAUACGGGUUCAAAAUAAAACAAAGCAAAAAAAAAAAAGAAAAAAAUGAAACCAAGGUUUAUUCCCGUGCUCCUAAGAUGGAACAUCUCACGAGCUAAAUUAUAAACCGCUCCGAGGUAACAAUUCUAAUGAUUAUAUCUCAAAAAAACGGUUGAAGCGUGCGCUGAGAGCUUGGGUAGUUCCAAGAAUCAUGUUUUUGAUCUAAGGAACAGUAAGUAGUUGACAUCGCCAAAAUAUAUCGCAACAAAACAAAAAUUAUGCAUUUCCAUAUACAAUAUUAAAUUGUUUAAUAAUAAUGAAAUUUUCAAUUCAAUCUUUAUUGACAUUUUAAAAAUCUUAAAUUUUUAAGAAAUAGACGUUUGUUUAAAUUAGAAAUAUUUCUAAUGAGAGGAAACUAAUUGUAAUGUUCAUUGUUUUCAUUGUUUUCACAAGCAGUACAAUAUUACGGAAUAUUAGCGAUAAUGCGAUGGGAAUGGCGAUGAUUAUUCGACGAAACUGGUUUCGUAAACACAGCAUAUUUCUGCUAGUUGUAUCGAUACAUCUGGGUGGAUACUAUUUUUUUUAUUAUUAAUUUU